Messenger RNA from Meloidogyne enterolobii, 750 nucleotides. NCBI's taxonomy places the organism in Eukaryota, Metazoa, Nematoda, Chromadorea, Rhabditida, Meloidogynidae. The record is from the annotation of a GenBank genome assembly.
AUGAAUAUUUUUAUAUUUUUAUUAAUUUUUUUCAACAUAUACACCCUUAAUGCGACUAGUGUUAUUGCUGUUGAAAAUGAUUUUAACAAAACACCUAUGAAAAAAGUUUAUACAAAUUUAAAGAAAGGAACAUCAUGUAAAACCAACGCAAGGAUAAUACAUUCGAUUAAAACUUUAAGGGAAAUUAAAUCACCCGAAAGAAAAACUCGUCAUAAAAUUAAAAGACAAAAUAAAGAUCAAAAGUAUCAACGAUCAACUUUGGGAAAAGAUCAGAAUAUUUCAAAAAAUAAUUUAAAAAAAGAUCAAAUAAGCCUGGAAGAAUUAAGAAAAAGACUUGCUGACCUGCAAACAAAUUCUCCAAAACUUUGUUUUAAAAAACAACCAAUUCCUUGUGCAUUUCCACAAGACAAAAUAGAAGAAAUAUUUACUUCGAUUAAAAAAGAAAAUGAAAAUAUUGCUCAAGAUUUUGAUAUUUAUUUCAAAAUUUUAUGCACUACUGAAACAAAUUCUAACAAUUUUAUUGGUUUAGUAUAUAAUUUAUUGGAAAAUAAAACUGAAAAAAGGAAUUUGAUAAUUAAAUUGAAGAAUUUUAACGAAAAAGUGAAGGAAAAUAGUUCCAAACAAGCUGAUCAAGAAGAAAAAAUUAAAAAAUUAAUAGAUCAAUUUACUAUAUAUAAAGACGCUGAUAUUAAGAAUGCAAGCAAGGAGUUUAACAAAACUCUUGAUAAUUUGGUUUUUAAUUUAAAUUAA